Molecule: messenger RNA, 16909 nt
Organism: Cuculus canorus (common cuckoo)
Lineage: Eukaryota; Metazoa; Chordata; Aves; Cuculiformes; Cuculidae
Gene: EPPK1
Product: epiplakin 1
Exons: 5
Coding region: 169-16731 (5520 amino acids)
Biological process (GO): intermediate filament bundle assembly; wound healing
Cellular component (GO): cytoplasm; cell junction; membrane
Molecular function (GO): structural molecule activity; keratin filament binding
Source: RefSeq, a predicted model, not a curated record
UGACCAUGAGGGCUUCCAGCUCCGACCAUGAGGUCCUUCAGCCCAAACCAUUCCCUCCUUCCCCGUUUUUAGCAUCCAAAGGAGGUCCCCGUUGAGUUCUCACCACGCUUUCCCCUUCUCCCUCCUCUCCAGAGCCUUCAAGAGCGGUGGAAGUUGCGCCGUGGGACAAUGGACACCAAACCGACCAUCAACGGCCACGCUGACCCUGUGUCCCACCGGAGCGACGCCCAUGGAUCGACCGCUUCCCACCAGGAGAAGGUCCCUUCCAAGCCGAACGGCGCCGCCGUCCGGGAUGCGGUGGUGGUGGUGGAGGCUUCUCAGGAGCCUUUGAAGGCAACGGACGCCAUCGCCGGCGUUUACGUUGAGUCUUCCAAGAGGAUAAUGAGCUUCUACGAUGCCACCAGAGAGCAUCUUCUGAGCUUGGACUCAGCGCUUGGUCUCCUGGAGGCUCAGGCGGCGACGGGCGCCAUGGUGGACCCGGUGGCCAGGAGGAAAGUGUCGGUGGCGGAAGCCCUUCAGGUGGGUUUGGUGGGGUUGGAGCUGAAGGAGAAGCUGCUCAGCGCAGAGAAAGCCGCGAAGGGCUUCGUGGACCCUUACUCAGAGGAGAACAUCUGCCUCUACCAAGCCAUGAAGAAAGAGUUGAUCGCUUGGGACCAAGGGACGCGGUUGAUGGAGGUCCAGAUGGCAACCGGAGGCGUCAUCGAGCCGGGCAGCGGCCGGCGGCUCCCGCCGGAGGUGGCGUGCCGGAAGGGAUGUUUGGAUGAAGAGCUGAAGGAGGUCCUCUGCGAAGCCAACGAGGAGGUGGGCGCCAGGUUCCUCCACCCCAGCACUAUGGAGAAGAUGACUUACCUGGAGCUGAUGAGGAGCUGCGUGGUCGAGCCGAGCUCGGGCUUCCUCCUCCUCCCCCUGCAGGUCACCUUCGCCGGGUUGGGAGGACGGGUGAGCGCCAGGGACCUCCUGGAGUCGGGAAUCAUCAGCCCGGACCUCUUCCGAGAUCUUGAAGAAGGAAAGGUUUCCACCCAAGAAGUAGCGGAGAACGAUUCCAUCCAACGGUUCCUCCGGGGGACGCCGAGCGUUGCCGGUGUGGUUCUCCCUUCCGGGGAGAGGAAGAGCCUCUACCAAGCGUUGAGGGAACAUCUCCUGGUGCCCGGCGCCGCCGUGAUGCUCCUGCAGGUCCAGGCCUCCACCGGCAGCCUGGUGGACCCCAUCAAGAACCAAACCUACUCGGUGGACGAAGCCGUCGGCGUCGGUUUGGUGGGACCGGAACUCUACCAGAAACUGUCCUCAGCCGAGAGGACCUUCGCUGGCUACAAGGACCCCUUCAGCGGAGAAAGGCUCUCGCUCUUCCAAGCCCUCCAGAAGGGCUUCAUCCCCAAAGACCACGGCUUUGGCCUCCUGGAGGCCCAAAUGGCCACGGGGGGAAUCAUCGCUCCCGGUCGGCACCUCCGCGUCCCCACGGAGACCGCGUGCCGGUGGGGGUACCUGGAUGAAGCCACCAAACGGCUCCUCUCCGACCCUCCCGAUGACAUCAAGAGGUUCUUCGACCCCAGCUCCAAGGAGAAGGUGACCUACGCCGAUCUACUCAAGCGUUGCGUCACCGACGCCACCACGGGGCUCCUCCUGCUGCCUCUCGGCGGCGGCGGCGAUGGCGGCGCUCGGGGAUCCCAGGAAACCCAACUCUUCUUCGACCGCAAGACCCAAAGGGUUCUGGAGGACACCCGGAUCCACGUGGCUUUGGGGAAAUUCCAAGGGCAAUCGGUGUCCCUCUGGAAAGCGCUGUUCUCGGCGCAGGUCCCGAGCGAGCGCCGAGCGGCCCUCGCUCAGCGGUACCUCACGGGGACGCUCUCCACCCAAGAGUUGGGCCGAGCGGUCGGUGCCACCGUGGAGGAGAUGACCUCCACGGCCACCUUCGAGGGCCUGAGGGACCGGGUGAGCGCCCAACAGCUCCUCCGCUCCCAAAUCAUCACCGAGGAUUUGUUCCAGAAGCUGAAAGGCGGCGAAACGUCGGCCAAAGAAGUGGUCAACAUGGACACCGUCAAGAAAUACCUCCAAGGGACGGGGAGCAUCGGUGGCCUUCUCCUUCCGGACUCCCAGGAGAAGAUCAGCAUCUACCAAGGUAGGAGGAAAGGCCUCCUAAGGCCGGGAACGGCGCUCAUCCUCUUGGAAGCCCAAGCGGCCACCGGCUUCGUCAUCGACCCGGUGGCCAACAGAGGGUAUUCGGUGGAGGACGCCUUGCGAGCCAACGUCAUCGGCCCCGAUGUCUACGACAAACUCCUCGCUGCCGAGAAAUCGGUCACCGGGUACCGCGAUCCUUACACCGGCGAGAAGAUCUCCCUCUUCCAAGCCAUGAAGAAGGAGCUCAUCGUCCAGGAGCACGGCGUCCGCCUCCUGGAGGCCCAGGUGGCCACCGGCGGCGUCAUCGACCCCGUCCACAGCCACCGCAUCCCCGUCGAGGUGGCCUACGAGCGCGGUUACUUCGACAAGAAGAUGAACGCCAUCCUCUCCGACCCCAGCGACGACACCAAGGGCUUCUUCGACCCCAACACCCAGGAGAACCUCACCUACCUGCAGCUCCUGGAGAGGUGCGUCACCGAGGCGUCCACGGGGCUCUGCCUCCUCCCUCUCAACAGCGGGAAGCGCCGAUUCAUCGACGACGCCACCAGAAGGGUCUUCAGGAGCUCUUGGUUGACCGUCAGGUUCGGGCGGUUGAGGGGGGAGAAGGUCUCCGUGUGGGACCUCUUGAAUUCCGAGUACUUCAGCGAAGGGCGACGCCGGGAGAUAUUCAACCACUACCGACUGCGGAAGCUGAGCUUGGAGCAAAUCCGACGCCUCUUGGAGGAGGAAACGAAGAAAUGGGUUCCCAUCAAGUUCCCGGCGCUGAGAGGCAGCGUCAGCGCGUACCACCUGAUGGAAACGGGCGUCAUCGACAACGCCCUCUUCCAGAAGCUCUUGGAGGGAUCUGUGACUCCAGAAGAAGUCCUACGUAUGGAAUCUGUCCGGAAGUACCUCUACGGCUCGGGAAGCAUCGGAGGAGUUGUUCUCCGGCCGUCGAACCGGAGGCUCAGCAUCUACGAAGCCAUGAAGAAGAACCUGAUGGUGCCGGGAGUGGCCCUCCCGUUGCUGGAGGCUCAGGCCGCCACCGGCUUCAUCAUCGACCCGGUGAGCAACCAGAAGCUCCGCGUGGACGAGGCCAUCAAGGAAGGCGUCAUCGGGCCGGAGGUCCACCAGGAGCUGCAGCACGCCGAGGGCGCCGUGACGGGCUACAAAGACCCCUUCACGGGCAAGAAGAUCCCCCUCUUCCAAGCCAUGAAGAAGGGUCUGGUGGCCACCAAGCAAGCCAUGCAGCUGAUGGAGGUUCAGAUGGCCACGGGAGGCAUCGUUGACCCAACGUGCGGCCACCACGUCCCCCUGGAGGCCGCCCGGAAGCGCGGUUGCGUGGAUGAGGACACCAGCAAAGCCCUUUUAGAACCUGGAGGCCACCAUGGAACCUUCUGCCACCCCGAGAGCAAAGAGACCGUCAGCUACGCCGAACUGAUCAAGCGGUGCCAGAAGGACGAGGAUGCCGGUUUCCAUCUGCUCCCUCUGCCCCAGGCGGCCGCUCCCACCUACAGCCACCGAGAGGUCCAGGAGAUCUUCAAGGAGACAGCGGUGAAGGAGAAAGGCCUUUCCCUCUGGGAGCUCCUCCACUCCGGGUACUUCACCGAGGAGCAGAGGAAGGAAUUGCUGGAGAGGUUCCGCUCCGAGGAGAUCUCUCUGGAGGGAUUGGUGGCCCUGGUGCUCAGCUCGGUGGAGGAGAUGGAGGUGAAAGCCCGUACCCACCUCACCUUGGAAGGCUUGAGGGGAGGCGUCCCGGCCGUUUGGCUGCUGGACGUCGGCAUCAUCUCGGAGAAGACCUUCCAGGAGUUGGCUCAGGGUGUAAGGAGCCCCGAGGAAGUGGAGGCGAUGGAGAACGUCAAGAGGUACUUGCGGGGUACGGGCAACAUCGCUGGGGUGCUCCUAGAGGAGUCCAAAGAGAAGAUGAGCUUUUACGAUGCCAUGAAGAAGAAUCUCCUCCUGCCCGGGGUGGCCCUGAAGCUCCUGGAAGCUCAAGCGGCCACCGGGUACCUCUCCGAUGCGGUGACCAAGCGGAGACUCAGCGUGAGGGACGCCGUGAAAGCCGGCGUGGUCGGUGAGGAGCUGACCGAGAAGCUCCUUCUUGCCGAGAGGGCGGUGACCGGCUACGCCGAUCCCUACACCGGGAGCUCCAUCUCACUGGGCCAAGCCCUGGAGAAGGAGUUGGUCCCUCUGGAAGACGCCGUUCCUUUGUUGGAGGCCCAGUUGGCCACCGGAGGGAUCAUCGAUCCCAUUCACCACCACCACCUUCCGCUCCAGGCGGCGCGUAGGUACGGUUUCUACCCCGAGGAGCUCAACCAAACCCUCUCUCAACCCAACGACGGCGUUAAAGCCUUCUUUGAUCCCAACACCAAGGAGAACGUCACCUACCGGGAGCUGAAGGACAGGUGUAUCCGUGAGGCCGAGUCGGGGCUGUGGCUCCUUCCCCUCUCGGAAAACGCCGCCUUCGGCGUAGACGAAGACACCGCCGCCGCGCUGAGGGCGACGACGGUUUGCGUCGACGUAGGGCGCUUCGAAGGGCAGGCGGUGUCCCUGUGGGACCUCCUGGACUCCGAGUACCUCUCGGAGGGCAAACGGAAGGAACUGGUGCGGAAGUACAAAGAGGAGAACGCCGCCGCUCUCCAGGAGAUCGUCGCCGCCGUCACCGCCGCCGUCACCGAGACCGAGAGCCGAGGCAAGAAGUUCACCUUCCAAGGGCUGCGGAAAAGGGUAUCCGCCAGCGACCUCUUCCGAUCCCAACUGAUAGACAAAAAGACCCUGGAUGAGCUCAACCAAGGCAAGAAAACGGUCAAAGAGGUCACGGAGAUGGAUUCGGUGCGCAGGUACCUGGAAGGCACCAACUUCAUAGCGGGGGUCCUCAUCCAACCAAGCAAGGAGAAGAUGAGCGUCUACCAGGCCAUGCGGAAGGGCAUCCUGAGGCCGGGGACGGCGCUGGUGCUCCUGGAGGCGCAGGCGGCCACCGGCUCCGUCAUCGACCCCCAGCGGAACAAGAAGUUCUCGGUGGAGGAGGCGUUAAGCGAAGGUCUGAUCGGUGCGGAGGUCUUCGAGAAGCUGCUCUGCGCCGAAAGAGCCGUCACCGGUUACACCGACCCCUACACCAAAGCCCCCAUCUCCCUCUUCCAAGCCAUGAAGCAAGGGUUGAUCGUCAAGAGCCACGGCGUCCGCCUCCUGGAGGCCCAGAUCGCCACCGGCGGCGUCAUCGACCCCGUCCACAGCCACCGUAUCCCGGUGGAGGUGGCCUACGAGCGCGGUUACUUCGAUGAGGAGAUGAACCGCAUCCUCUCGGACCCCGGCGAUGACACCAAGGGCUUCUUCGACCCCAACACCCAUGAGAACCUCACCUACCUGCAGCUCCUGGAGAGGUGCGUCCAAGACGCGGAGAGCGGGUUGUACAUGCUCCAGGUGGUCCAGGAAGGAGGAAAGUACUUCUACGUGGAUGAGAAGACCAAAGAGGUUCUACGCUCGAAGGUCCUCGAAGUGAAAUUCGGGAAGUUCAAAGGGCAAAAGGUUUCCAUUUGGGACCUCCUCUGUUGCGGUUACAUCUCGGAGCGGAAGAAGAAGUCCCUGGUGAUGCAGUUCCAAUGCCAAACGCUCACGCUGGAAGGGUUGGUGGCCCUCGUCCUCCAAAUGAUGGAGGAGAGGGAGAGGAGAGCGGAAGCUCUGAAGGUCCCAGGGCUGCGUGGGGACGUCUCGGUGGCCGAACUCUUCCACUCUGAGCUCAUCGAUGGGAGAACUCUGGAGGAGCUGCUGGAGGGGAACCUCACCUUGGCCAACCUCACCGCCAGGGACACCAUCCGAAGGUACUUGGAUGGCACCGGGUCCAUCGCCGGCGUUCUCCUCCCGUCGAGGAAAGAGAAGAUGAGCGUCUACCAGGCCUUGAAGAAGGGUCUCCUGACGGAGCAGUGUGCGUUGGGGCUCCUGGAGGCCCAGGCGGCCACCGGCUUCCUCAUCGACCCCGUGGCCAACCAGAAACUCCCCGUGGAUGAGGCCGUGGCCUCCGGGCUGGUGGGGAAAGACCUCCACGAGAAGCUCCUCUUGGCCGAGAAAGCCGUGACGGGAUACGCGGAUCCUCACGGAGGACACAGCGUCUCCCUCUUCCAGGCCAUAAAGCAGAAGAUGAUGGCCAAGGAGGACGGCCUCCGCCUGCUGGAGGCUCAGAUGGCCACCGGCGGCAUCGUGGACCCCAUCCACGGCCACCGCCUCCCCGUGGACGUGGCCUACAGGCGCAGCUGCUUGGAUGAGGACACUUUCCUCUUACUUUCCGAUCCGGAUCAUGGAAGUAAAGGCUUUGUAGACCCAACCACUCGUGAGAAGCUCAGUUACCAUCAGCUCCUGCAGAGAUGCUCCAAAGAUGGAGACAAUGGGUGGUACCUCCUGAAGGUCACCGAGAAGGAUGAGGACUACUUCUACGUCGACGAGAGGACGAAGAAGGCCUUCUUGGCUACAAAGGUCCAAGUGGCGGCUGGAAAAUACCGAGGCCUUGAGUUGUCCCUGUGGGAACUGCUCUGCUCGGAGGACGUCACGGAGGAGAAGAGGGAGGAGGCGGUGAAGAAGUACAAAGGCGACUCCCACCGCGUCCUCCGAGGAAUCGUCGACGCCGUCCUCGCCAUCAUCAGAGGGAGAGAAGAGGCGAGGAGCCACGUCUGGUUCCGAGGUCUGAGGCAACGGAUAACGGCCUCGGAGCUCCUCAGCGCUCAGAUCAUCACCGAAGAGACGAUGGAGAAGCUCCACGAAGGCAAAGAGGCGGCGCAAGACGUCGCCCAACUGGAGAGCGUCAGAAGAUACCUGGAGGGCACCGGUUGCAUCGCCGGCGUCCUGGUGGCCUCCAAGGCCGAGCCGGGCAAGAUGGAGAAGAUGAGCAUCUACCAGGCCAUGGGGAAGGGCAUCCUGAGGCCGGGGACGGCGUUGGUGCUCCUGGAGGCGCAGGCGGCCACCGGCUUCCUCGUUGACCCCAUGGCCAACCAGAAGCUGUCGGUGGACGAAGCGGUGGCCUCCGGGCUGGUGGGACCGGAGCUGCACCAGAAGCUUCUGAGCGCCGAGAGGGCCGUCACCGGCUACCGGGACCCCUCCACGGGCCAAAAGAUCUCCCUCUUCCAAGCCAUGAAGAAGGAACUCAUCGUCCAGGAGCACGGCGUCCGCCUCCUGGAGGCCCAGGUGGCCACCGGCGGCGUCAUCGACCCCGUCCACAGCCACCGCCUCCCGGUGGAGGUGGCCUACGAGCGCGGUUACUUCGAUGAGGAGAUGAACCGCAUCCUCUCGGACCCCGGAGAUGACACCAAGGGCUUCUUUGACCCCAACACCCAGGAGAACCUCACCUACCUGCAGCUCCUGCGCCGCUGCGUCCUCGACCCGGAGACGGGGCUGAUGAUGCUCCACGUGAUGGACAAGAGCUCGGAGCUCUUCCGGCUCAACGACGCCGCCCGCAAAGCCCUCCGGGACGCCCACACCACCCUGGGUGGGGGCCUCUUCCAGGGACACAGCGUCUCCCUCUGGGAGGUCCUCUUCUCCCGUUACGUCCCUGAGCUCCAGCGUGAGGACCUCCUGCGUCGCUACAAGGUGGGAACGCUCACCAUCUCCCAGAUGGGCGCGAUCCUCACCACCAUCGUCGCCGAGGCUGAAGGACAGGAGGUCCCAGCACCGGCCAAGAAGGAGGUCCCAUCACCGGCCAAGAAGGAGGUCCCAUCACCAGCCAAGAAGGAGGUCCCACCACCAGCCAAGAAGGAGGUCCCACCACCAACCAAGAAGGAGGUCCCAUCACCAGCCAAGAAGGAGGUCCCAUCACCAGCCAAGAAGGAGGUCCCACCACCAGCCGAGAAGGAGGUCCCACCACCAGCCAAGAAGGAGGUCCCACCACCAGCCGAGAAGGAGGUCCCACCACCAGCCAAGAAGGAGGUCCCACCACCAGCCGAGAAGGAGGUCCCACCACCGGCCGAGAAGGAGGUCCCAUCACCGGCCAAGAAGGAGGUCCCACCACCGGCCAAGAAGGAGGUCCCACCACCAGCCAAGAAGGAGGUCCCACCACCAACCGAGAAGGAGGUCCCACCACCAGCCAAGAAGGAGGUCCCACCACCAGCCAAGAAGGAGGUCCCACCACCAGCCAAGAAGGAGGUCCCACCACCAGCCAAGAACGGCGAAUCUGCUCAAUCCCACCAAGACCACGACCUGGACCUGGAGCUGGAGAGGUCCCUCAAGUCCCACACCAUGAAGGUCCCACCAGGCAGUGGUUUCCAGAGCACAAAGGUCUCCCUCUGGGAGGUCCUCUUCUCCCGUUACGUCCCCGAGCUCCAGCGUGAGGACCUCCUGCGCCGCUACAAGGAGGGAACGCUCACCAUCUCCCAGAUGGGCGCAAUCCUCACCACCAUCGUCGCCGAGGCUGAAGGACAGGAGGUCCCAUCACCGGCCAAGAAGGAGGUCCCAUCACCAGCCAAGAAGGAGGUCCCAUCACCAGCCAAGAAGGAGGUCCCACCACCGGCCAAGAAGGAGGUCCCACCACCGGCCAAGAAGGAGGUCCCACCACCAGCCAAGGAGGAGGUCCCACCACCAGCCAAGAAGGAGGUCCCACCACCAGCCAAGAAGGAGGUCCCACCACCAGCCAAGAAGGGCGAAUCUGCUCCAUCCCACCAAGACCACGACCUGGACCUGGAGCUGGAGAGGUCCCUCAAGUCCCACACCAUGGAGGUCCCACCAGGCAGUGGUUUCCAGAGCACAAAGGUCUCCCUCUGGGAGGUCCUCUUCUCCCGUUACGUCCCUGAGCUCCAGCGUGAGGACCUCCUGCGCCGCUACAAGGUGGGAACGCUCACCAUCUCCCAGAUGGGCGCAAUCCUCACCACCAUCGUCGCCGAGGCUGAUGGGGUGGUCCUGCAGCUUCCCAGGAAACCCGGCAUGGAGACAUCACCUCAGGCACCUGCAGCCUCGUGGCUCACCUGCCGGAAGGUGUGGGUGUCCUCGGCUGAAGAAGCCAUGAACCACAUCAGAGAGCAGGUCCAGGAGAACCCUUCGCGUGAAGACCUGGAGCUGCUGGAACCAACGGGCUCAGGUGUCACCGUGGAUGGUGACACCCUCGCGUCCAACGGGGAUCCUGCACGGAGAGCCAAUAUUGACCUGAGGAAACCACGGCAUCAUGGGAUGAGGAGAAGGAGGAGAAGAAGGAGGAGGAGGAGAAGACCAGAGCCUGCAGAAGAUCCAGCCAUCCUGGAGACGUGGCCAGCAGGCGAUCGCGGUGCCACCCGGGUGGGUUCCUCACAGCCGAUGCAGAAGAUGAGUAGAACCCCUCAGACCGAGAAGCCAAACGCCACCCGAACCACCCCGACCGCUGGUGGACACCAAGCGAUGGGCGGCGGUGGGAGUAACUCCAUAGCCGGCGUCUUCCUCCGGGCCACGAAGAAGACGAUGAGCAUCUACGAGGCCAUGGUGAAGGGUCUCCUGACCCCCGGCACGGCGCUGGUGCUCCUGGAAGCUCAAGCGGCUUCCGGGUUCCUCGUUGACCCCGUGAGGAACCGACGGCUCUCGGUGAAGGAGGCGUUGAGCGAAGGUCUCAUCGGCAGAGAGUUUUACGAGAAGCUGUUGUCGGCCGAAGGAGCGGUGAUGGGAUACUCCGACCCCUCCACGGGGGAGAAGAUCUCCCUCUUCCAAGCCAUGAAGAAGGACCUCAUCGUCCAGGACCACGGCGUCCGCCUCCUGGAGGCCCAGGUGGCCACCGGUGGCAUCAUUGACCCCGUCCACCACCACCGUAUCCCGGUGGAGGUGGCCUCGGAGCGUGGUUACCUCGAUGAGGAGAUGUCCCGGUUUCUCUUGAACCCCAAGAACCGAUCCCGAAGUUGCUUUGACCCCAACACCCAGGAGAACGUCACCUACGUGGAGCUCCUGCGCCGUUGCGUCCUCGACCCGGAGACGGGGCUGAAGGUGCUCCACGUGAUGGACAAGAGCUCAGAGCUCUUCCAGUUGAAGAAGGGCGACCGCAAAGCCCUCCGGGACGUUGGGGUCUUCCAAGGACACAGCGUCUCCCUCUGGGAGGUCCUCUUCUCCCGCUACGUCCUCGACCACCAGAGAGAGGAACUGCUGAGGAGGUAUAAGGUGGGGACCAUCACCAUCCCGGAGAUGAUCACCAUCCUCACCACUGUCAUCACCGGCGCUGAGGUGGAAAACGGGCGCCCGAGGUCAUCUACAGCUACAGCCCAUGGGGAGGUGGAGGCAUCACAAGCGCUUCAAGAUGUGGACUCUCAGGAGCUCUCGGCCACGGUUGCAGCCAUCAAUGAGGUGGAAACAUCACAACUGCUUCAAGGUAUGGACUCCCAGGAGCUCAACGAGGUGGAAACAUCACAACUACUCCAUAGUAUGGACUCCCAGGAGCUCAACGUGGUGGAAACAUCACAACUACUCCAUGAUAUGGACUCCCAGGAGCUCAACGAGGUGGAAACAUCACAACUACUCCAUGAUAUGGACUCCCAGGAGCUCAACGAGGUGGAAACAUCACAACUACUCCAUGGUAUGGACUCCCAGGAGCUCAACGAGGUGGAAACAUCACAACUACUCCAUGAUAGGGACUCCCAGGAGCUCAACGAGGUGGAAACAUCACAACUACUCCAUGAUAUGGACUCCCAGGAGCUCUCGGCCACAGUUAUAGCCAAUAAUGAGGUGGAAACAUCACAACUGCUUCAAGAUAUGGACUCCCAGGAGCUCAACGAGGUGGAAACAUCACAACUACUCCAUGAUAUGGACUCCCAGGAGCUCAACGAGGUGGAACCAUCACAACUACUCCAUGAUAUGGACUCCCAGGAGCUCUCGGCCACAGUUACACCCAAGAACGAGGUGGAAACAUCACAACUACUCCAUGAUAGGGACUCCCAGGAGCUCAACGAGGUGGGAACAUCACAAUCGCUUCAAGAUAUGGACUCCCAGGAGCUCAACGAGGUGGAACCAUCACAACUACUCCAUGGUAUGGACUCUCAGGAGCUCAACGAGGUGGAAACAUCACAACUACUCCAUGAUAUGGACUCCCAGGAGCUCUCGGCCACAGUUACACCCAAGAACGAGGUGGAAACAUCACAACUACUCCAUGAUAUGGACUCCCAGGAGCUCAACGAGGUGGAACCAUCACAACUACUCCAUGGUAUGGACUCUCAGGAGCUCAACGAGGUGGAAACAUCACAACUACUCCAUGAUAUGGACUCCCAGGAGCUCUCGGCCUCAGUUACACCCAAGAACGAGGUGGAAACAUCACAAGGGGCUCAGGACACGCACUCCGAGGAGCAACAGUUGAAGAAGUCCUUAAAGUCCGCGAGCGUCUGCGUGGCUGCCGGUGAACUCCGGGGCCGAACCAUUCCGCUGUUGGAUGCGCUCUUCUCCAACCACGUCCCUCCGGAGAAGCGCCAGGGGCUGCUGGAGCUGUACCGAGCAGGGAUCCUGACCACAGCGCUGGUGGCCACCGUGGUCACCACCAUCAUAAACAGAAGAGGAGGUGUCAACGCCAGAAGUCCACACAGAGCGGAGGAGAAGGGAGAGGAGUUUUUAGCCCAAGACGCACAUCCAGAUGACAUCUUGAGGUCCACCAGCGUCGCUUUGCCGGGCGGAGAGGUCCAUGGGAGGAAGAUCUCCGUGUGGGACCUCCUCUUCUCUGAGUACAUCCCUGAGGAGAAAGGGCAGGAGCUCCUGGAGCUCUACCAUGAAAGGUUGUUGACUGCAGAGCAGGUGGCAACUGUGGUCACCAACGUUGUCAAGAAGAAAGAAGCCAUGGGCAGGAGAUACCUCAUGGCAGCGAAGAAGGACACGGUGCCGGUGGAAGGAGAAGACACCAACUCCCACGGAGAGGAACCCUGGGAGACCACCUCGAAAGCCACAGCGGUCAACGUGGAGGUUGGGGAGCUUUGGGGCCACGAGGUCUCGGUGUGGGACCUCCUCCACUCCAAGGACCUCCCCAAGGAGAAGAGGAAGGAGCUCCUGGAGCUCCACCAGGGGGGAGAGUUGACUUUGGAGCAGGUGAACACCAUCGCCACCGAGGUGGAAGCGGCGAGGGCAGAAGAACCGGGAAGGGCGAAGAGUCCACGUGUGGAGAGGAGAGGAACGGAAGCCGAGAAGAACCACCUGCAGGAGGACAGGAGGUGGGAGGACGCCCUGAAGGCCACCAUGGUUGGGACAGCAAUGGAUGAGGUCCAUGGGAGGCAGAACUCUGUGUGGGACCUCCUCUUCUCCGAGUCCAUCCCUGAGGAGAAGAGGAAGGAGCUCCUGGAGCUCUACCACGCAGGGACGUUGCCCCUGGAGAGGUUGAUGGUUGUCCUCACCGCUCUGGUCAAGAAGAAAGAAGCCAUGGGCAGGAGAUUCCACAUCGCGGUCAAAGCUUCCGACAAGGACACGGUGCCGGUGGCAGGAGAAGACACCAACUGCCAUGGAGAAGAACCCUGGGAGACCACCUCGAAAGCCACAGCGGUCAACGUGGAGGUUGGGGAGCUUUGGGGCCACGAGGUCUCGGUGUGGGACCUCCUCCACUCCAAGGACCUCCCCAAGGAGAAGAGGAAGGAGCUGCUGGAGCUCCACCAGGUGGGAGAGUUGACUUUGGAGCAGGUGAACACCAUCGCCACCGAGGUGGAAGCGGCGAGGGCAGAAGAACCGGGAAGGGCGAAGAGUCCACGUGUGGAGAGGAGAGGAACGGAAGCCGAGAAGAACCACCUGCAGGAGGACAGGAGGUGGGAGGACACCCUGAAGGCCACCAGGGUUGGGACAGCAAUGGAUGAGUUCCAUGGGAGGCAGAAGUCCGUGUGGGACCUCCUCUUCUCCGAGUCCAUCCCUGAGGAGAAGAGGAAGGAGCUCCUGGAGCUCUACCACGCAGGGACGUUGCCCCUGGAGAGGUUGAUGGUUGUCCUCACCGCUCUGGUCAAGAAGAAAGAAGCCAUGGGCAGGAGAUUCCACAUCGCGGUCAAAGCUUCUAAGAAGGACACGGUGCCGGUGGCAGGAGAAGACACCAACUGCCACGGAGAGGAACCCUGGGAGACCACCUCGAAAGCCACAGCGGUCAACGUGGAGGUUGGGGAGCUGCGGGGCCACGAGGUCUCGGUGUGGGACCUCCUCCACUCCAAGGACCUCCCCAAGGAGAAGAGGAAGGAGCUCCUGGAGCUCCACCAGGGGGGAGAGUUGACUUUGGAGCAGGUGAACACCAUCGCCACCAUGGUGGAAGCGGCGAGGGCAGAAGAACCGGGAAGGGUGAAGAGUCCAUGUGUGGAGAGGAGAGGAACGGAAGCUGAGAAGAACCACCUGCAGGAGGACAGGAGGUGGGAGGACACCCUGAAGGCCACCAUGGUUGGGACAGCAAUGGAUGAGGUCCAUGGGAGGCAGAAGUCCGUGUGGGACCUCCUCUUCUCCGAGUCCAUCCCUGAGGAGAAGAGGAAGGAGCUCCUGGAGCUCUACCGCGCAGGGACGUUGCCCCUGGAGAGGUUGAUGGUUGUCCUCACCGCUCUGGUCAAGAAGAAAGAAGCCACGGGCAGGAGAUUCCACAUCGCGGUCAAAGCUUCCGACAAGGACACGGUGCCGGUGGCAGGAGAAGACACCAACUCCCACGGAGAGGAACCCUGGGAGACCACCUUGAAAGCCACAGCGGUCAACGUGGAGGUUGGGGAGCUUUGGGGCCACGAGGUCUCGGUGUGGGACCUCCUCCACUCCAAGGACCUCCCCGAGGAGAAGAGGAAGGAGCUCCUGGAGCUCCACCAGGGGGGAGAGUUGACUUUGGAGCAGGUGAACACCAUCGCCACCAUGGUGGAAGCGGCGAGGGCAGAAGAACCGGGAAGGGCGAAGAGUCCACGUGUGGAGAGGAGAGGAACGGAAGCCGAGAAGAACCACCUGCAGGAGGACAGGAGGUGGGAGGACACCCUGAAGGCCACCAUGGUUGGGACAGCAAUGGAUGAGGUCCAUGGGAGGCAGAACUCUGUGUGGGACCUCCUCUUCUCCGAGUCCAUCCCUGAGGAGAAGAGGAAGGAGCUCCUGGAGCUCUACCACACAGGGACGUUGCCCCUGGAGAGGUUGAUGGUUGUCCUCACCGCUCUGGUCAAGAAGAAAGAAGCCACGGGCAGGAGAUUCCACAUCGCGGUCAAAGCUUCCGACAAGGACACGGUGCCGGUGGCAGGAGAAGACACCAACUCCCACGGAGAAGAACCCUGGGAGACCACCUCGAAAGCCACAGCGGUCAACGUGGAGGUUGGGGAGCUUUGGGGCCACGAGGUCUCGGUGUGGGACCUCCUCCACUCCAAGGACCUCCCCAAGGAGAAGAGGAAGGAGCUGCUGGAGCUCCACCAGGUGGGAGAGUUGACUUUGGAGCAGGUGAACACCAUCGCCACCAUGGUGGAAGCGGCGAGGGCAGAAGAACCGGGAAGGGCGAAGAGUCCACGUGUGGAGAGGAGAGGAACGGAAGCCGAGAAGAACCACCUGCAGGAGGACAGGAGGUGGGAGGACGCCCUGAAGGCCACCAUGGUUGGGACAGCAAUGGAUGAGGUCCAUGGGAGGCAGAAGUCCAUGUGGGACCUCCUCUUCUCCGAGUCCAUCCCUGAGGAGAAGAGGAAGGAGCUCCUGGAGCUCUACCGCGCAGGGACGUUGCCCCUGGAGAGGUUGAUGGUUGUCCUCACCGCUCUGGUCAAGAAGAAAGAAGCCAUGGGCAGGAGAUACCUCAUGGCAGUGAAGAAGGACACGGUGCCGGUGGCAGGAGAAGACACCAACUCCCACGGAGAGGAACCCUGGGAGACCUCCUUGAAAGCCACAGCGGUCAACGUGGAGGUUGGGGAGCUGCGGGGCCACGAGGUCUCAGUGUGGGACCUCCUCCACUCCAAGGACCUCCCCAAGGAGAAGAGGAAGGAGCUGCUGGAGCUCCACCAGGGGGGAGAGUUGACUUUGGAGCAGGUGAACACCAUCGCCACCAUGGUGGAAGCGGCGAGGGCAGAAGAACCGGGAAGGGUGAAGAGUCCACGUGUGGAGAGGAGAGGAACGGAAGCCGAGAAGAACCACCUGCAGGAGGACAGGAGGUGGGAGGACACCCUGAAGGCCACCAUGGUUGGGACAGCAAUGGAUGAGGUCCAUGGGAGGCAGAACUCUGUGUGGGACCUCCUCUUCUCCGAGUCCAUCCCUGAGGAGAAGAGGAAGGAGCUCCUGGAGCUCUACCGCGCAGGGACGUUGCCCCUGGAGAGGUUGAUGGUUGUCCUCACCGCUCUGGUCAAGAAGAAAGAAGCCACGGGCAGGAGAUUCCUCAUCACGGUCAAAGCUUCCGACAAGGACACGGUGCCGGUGGCAGGAGAAGACACCAACUGCCACGGAGAGGAACCCUGGGAGACCACCUCGAAAGCCACAGCGGUCAACGUGGAGGUUGGGGAGCUUUGGGGCCACGAGGUCUCGGUGUGGGACCUCCUCCACUCCAAGGACCUCCCCAAGGAGAAGAGGAAGGAGCUCCUGGAGCUCCACCAGGCGGGAGAGUUGACUUUGGAGCAGGUGAACACCAUCGCCACCGAGGUGGAAGCGGCGAGGGCAGAAGAACCGGGAAGGGCGAAGAGUCCACGUGUGGAGAGGAGAGGAACGGAAGCUGAGAAGAACCACCUGCAGGAGGACAGGAGGUGGGAGGACGCCCUGAAGGCCACCAUGGUUGGGACAGCAAUGGAUGAGGUCCAUGGGAGGCAGAAGUCCGUGUGGGACCUCCUCUUCUCCGAGUCCAUCCCUGAGGAGAAGAGGAAGGAGCUCCUGGAGCUCUACCACGCAGGGACGUUGCCCCUGGAGAGGUUGAUGGUUGUCCUCACUGCUCUGGUCAAGAAGAAAGAAGCCAUGGGCAGGAGAUUCCACAUCGCGGUCAAAGCUUCCGACAAGGACACGGUGCCGGUGGCAGGAGAAGACACCAACUCCCACGGAGAGGAACCCUGGGAGACCACCUCGAAAGCCACAGCGGUCAACGUGGAGGUUGGGGAGCUUUGGGGCCACGAGGUCUCGGUGUGGGACCUCCUCCACUCCAAGGACCUCCCCAAGGAGAAGAGGAAGGAGCUGCUGGAGCUCCACCAGGUGGGAGAGUUGACUUUGGAGCAGGUGAACACCAUCGCCACCGAGGUGGAAGCGGCGAGGGCAGAAGAACCGGGAAGGGCGAAGAGUCCACGAGUGGAGAGGAGAGGAACGGAAGCCGAGAAGAACCACCUGCAGGAGGACAGGAGGUGGGAGGACACCCUGAAGGCCACCAGGGUUGGGACAGCAAUGGAUGAGGUCCAUGGGAGGCAGAAGUCCGUGUGGGACCUCCUCUUCUCCGAGUCCAUCCCUGAGGAGAAGAGGAAGGAGCUCCUGGAGCUCUACCACGCAGGGACUCUCCCCGUUGAGGAACUGAUCACCACCAGCACCAUCUCAAGAGCCAACCAAGGAAGACAUCUCACCACCCUUCCUCAGACGAUGGUGGAUCUUCUGCGGUUCGAUGGCUCCUCCAUCACUUUGGGUGAGUUCCAAGAGCAGAAGGUGUCGGUGUGGGACCUCCUGUCCACCAAAGAGGUCUCGGAGUACAAACGAGAGGCGCAUCUCGACUCGUACGGCGCCGGAAGGGUGACCGUCAACACCAUCACCAUCACCACCACCGUCACCACGAGGCCGAGGAGAAAGAAGAGGCACCACCGGGAGGAGUAACGAUGUCCCACCAUGGAGAAGCUCUGCCUCUCGGGGACAUCGUUCUCCGGUUCAGAGCAGGGAAGGAACGGAGAAGAUCCAAAGGGUGGAAGAGGGGCGGUCGUUGGGUUAAAGGUCUUCUGUUGACUCAACUCGUGGUUUGCUGAGGUUUCUUUCACCCAACGGAGGUCUCCUGGGG